UGCAGCGCCGCCGUGGAGGGAGCAUGCACGAGGCCAGGCCGCCGCCCGCCGUCAUGAACCCUGCAGCGUUCUGCCUGCUGCUGCUCGCUGUGGUGGGAGCGGCCGGCGAGGGCAGCGACGAAGAUUUGUUCCAGUGUCCCGAGGAGACGUCCCGGGUGCUGCACCCGCGAGGCGACGAUGACACCACGGUCACCUGGAGGAAGUCCUUCCCCAGGAAGAAGCGCGUGCUGACGGAGCCGCUGUGCCUCGGCCCGCACGGGGAGGUCCUCUCGCGCCUGUGUCUGCGCAACGGCUCCUCCAGGUCCCCGUCGUGGGUCCCGGACACCCCGCCCACCUGCCACCGCACGCAGCCCUCCUACAAGCAGGCCGACAAGUGCCCGGCGCCCUACAGGAGCGCGCAGCUGCACGACGCCCGCGUGUGUCUGCUGGUCACAGAGCCGCGGCGCUACUCCGACGCCUGCCUCGCCUCGGGCUAUGAGAACUACGUGCUGGACCUGCACCACGACGAGUUCGACGACCUGAUGGGCCUGCUGCGCGAGUCCGGGGUGUGGCAGGUGUGGCUGCCCGUCCAGAGGCACGAGGCCUACGGCCCGCUGCUGCUGAGGCUGCCCGGUGCCCGGUGGGGGACCCGCUUCAAGGUCCCCGGCGACCUGGCGGUGUCCUGGGCCGCCGGGCGCAGCUCCCUGCAGGGGGAGUGCCUGCGCCUCAACGUCCCCGUCGACGCCGACUCGGACGCCACCCUGGAGACGGACGCGUGCCGCCGCCCGCUCAGCGAGGUCUGCCACCUGAAGCUCUCCAAGAAGAUCGUGACGCAGCUCGCCUGCCCGGAGGACAGCUUCACGUCGCUCUACUCGGGGGAGCACCAGACCACGUGUCUGGGCGUCAACUACGGCACCACCACGUGGGCCGACGCCGGCGCCAAGUGCUCCGAGCUGGGCGGGCACCUCGCCACCAUCCCCUCGCCCUUCCAGAACUACCUGCUGGAGGAGAUCCUGGACGACUCGAAGCUGGACGCGGACCACUCCCACUGCUGGAUCGGCCUGCGCAGGAAGGAGAGUGGCGGCGGUUUCGAGUGGAGCGUGUCGGGAAACAAGUCCGUCGACGUGCAGUACGUCAACUGGGACGAAGACGAGGACCACUCCGAGAGCGACGGCAAAGGAGCCGUGGACAAGGAGGGCUCGUGGAAACUGGUGGACGACCCGACGCUCGACUGCUUCAUCUGCCAGUUCAACGCGAGCGUUCCUCACACCACGUUCUCUCUGCGGCACAACUACGAAUCCAACAAACUCAUCUUCAGCGUGUUCUCUCCCAGGGGACUGUGGAAGAGGUCUUCGGAGGACAGGGGCUUCAACUGUUUCACAGAUUCUUCAGGGACGUUCAUAAACAAAGUUAAUGUGAUAAGCCACUGGCACAAGCACUGGACUGUUGGUAACUUACCUGCGUUCAGUUCCUUCGAUGUAAACAACGUUAUGUCCGAUAUAAACAUCAACAUGGAGACAUCUGUAUACAUACUGAACCUCAACAGAAAUUCAGGACAUUACUGGUGCGAAGGUCACAUGGUUUCAUCCUUUCAGCUUGAACGAAGCAAAAAGAUACUUAUAUUUGGAUCUAGACCUGGCCACCUAUUUUCUCUAGUAGUAGAUAUUCAUGGAAUAUGUAAUAUCACACUGGGUGCUACAAUAUGUGACUCAACAUUUUCUGACAUUUAUGCCAAAAUAGCCAAAGAUAUAAAAGGCACCAUAGAAAAUAAAUCCACGCGCACCAGUGUUUCGGACAUAAGGCCUCUUAAAAUAAUUGACUUUUCUGAUAAUGGCACUCUCAGACUAGUUUUGCAUUUGAGACUGAAUAUAAGAGGAUUUAAAGAUGAAUUUGUGUUCAAAGAUACUUUGUUGACAUUGAAAAAAAUUUUGUCAUCAAAUCGCAGUUAUUAUUCCUUGGUAUCAUUUCUGAGCACAGAAGGAUGCCCUGAAUCUAUAACAGAAGAAAAUAGUCAAGUUCUUCACUGGGACUUUACUCAGUUUGGAUAUACAGCUGUUCCAAAAGAAAUAUGUCUUAAUAAGCAUGGAAUACCUGUGCAUCGAAAAUGCGAGGGAAGUUUUCUCUUGGGCGGUGUAUGGGGAGAGACUACGGGAUCUUGUUCAGAUAACAAUGGUUCCUUGAUUACCACAAGACUGCAAAACCUCGUGAAUGAAUCGGAAAGAGGCAGGAACAAGUCAUCGACCGAAAUAGCAGUGGAGAUCUCUCAGCUUACCACAGAAAACUUUUCUUGGCUUGUGCCAGCUGAUAUUUACUAUCUUGCCCGUGUAAUGCAAAAUUUAGCUCGUAUAUCUAGUGAAACUCUUUCUAGCAGCGAUGACAUAUUUGAACUUGAAGCAAUUACCAGAAUUAUAGACUGUGUGAAUGAAGCAGACAGACAAACUGUUCAGAUGUCACAAGACUUUCUGAAUUCCACCAAUAUGCUUCUUGAUGCUUUAGAUUCGAUACUGAACUUCAUAACUCUUACCGCAAGGAUAGAAGAAAAUAAAGGGGUUAUUUUAUGUGUGACGCCACAAGUAGUUGUCCAAAUAUCGGAUCCUACGCAAUCCAAUAUUUCAGGUCUGGCCAUUACACGAAAAAAAGAAACGACAUUCUACACAAAAAAUUUCAAUGAUUAUGACAUUGUCCCAUUGAAUUCCAACGAAACAAUGGACUCUAUUAUGUUUUCCGAUGAUAUAGAAGUUGCUACAUGGGUGCCAGACGAGCUGCUUAACCAAAUAAUUACCAGCGACAAUAGCACCGCCAAUUGCAGUGACUCGGCAAACAUCGAUCUUUGUGAAUCCGAACAGCCGUAUGAAUUACGUGGGAGGAAGCCUUUCGUUGUUAUUUUCGUGCUGUAUGAUGACAUUCUGUUUCACAGCAGGCAUCAGUACCACAGAACUGAGAACAGGAGCGACAGUCUUGUGGGCAGUCGAGUUGUGAGCGUGUCCAUUCCCGGUUUGGAGUCCGACCUGCCCGUGCCAAUUUCCAUAUUUUUCAGGCCGCUGAUAAAUUCGACAGAGAACGCUGUUCCCAACGCACACAAGUGCGCGUUCUGGGAUUUUUCUUUCAACAGCUCGUCACCUUCCUUGUCGCUGGGUGGCUGGUCGUCGGAAGGUUGUUUCUUCGCCGGCAGCUCCACUGGAAAUGACUCCUCUGCGGUGGAUGUCUGCUUGUGUACGCAUCUCACGCACUUUGCUGAGCUGGUUCUGGGGCCCAUGGCCUACGAGUGGCAAGAAAGUCGACUCUCGUCGGAAGCGGUGCUCAACCCCAAAGUCGUGUACUUGCUGAAACACCAAAAGGCACUGGACAUCAUCAGCAUCACGGGUUGCAGCUUGUCCCUCCUCGGCAUCCUGGGCAUCAUCGUGACCGCUGCAGUUUUCCGGUCGUGGCGAGACAAGCCAGGAACGAAGAUACUGCUGCAACUCGCCCUGGCGAUCGGUCUGCAGAUGACCACGUUCCUCAUCGCGAACACCGAGACAACUUUCGAAGUUGUUGGGGAAAAUGAUUCCAACGACACUGCUUUCGACGACAACCUCAUCGUCUCGUCCACGAACAGUAACUCCUCCACCAGCAACGAUGGAGCAGCAACUGACGAGAUACUGUGCAUAGUUGGAGGUGUCAUUCGCCAUUACUCUAUUAUGUGUGGGUUCACGUGGAUGCUGGUAACAGCUUUCCUCCAGUUCCAAAGAUACGUUAAAGUGCUGGGCAACACCCGACCCAAUAGGUUUUUCUUAAAGGCUGCCUUGUUUGGUUGGGGUGUUCCUGUCAUACCAGUAGCGAUACUCUUAAUAAUAACACCACAAUCGUACGUACCGCCUUACAAGACGUCCAUGUGCUAUCCAACAGGAAUCUAUCUUUACGCAGGUGUUGUCUUUCCGGCGUCUAUCAUCAUCAGUAUUAAUUUCAUAGUCUUCGUGAAGGUAAUCAAUAGUAUCAUGAGGGGUCCAGACGGCAAGUUGAGGUCGACUCCGGACAGAGGGUUGAUCCUGUCCCAGUUGAGGCUCGGGGUGCUUCUGUUCUCCUUGCUCGGUCUGUCGUGGUUCUUCGGCCUGAUGCUGGUCGUGAGCCAAAACGUCGUGUUCUCCUUCCUGUUCUGUCUGACGGCGACGACGCAGGGCCUGGUCGCCUUCCUGUUCUUCGUGGUGUGCGACCCCUCCACCAGACACCUGUGGACUUCUCUCGUCAGCAUGUGGGCCAAGAUCGCCUGGCGACUCACCAUCAAGAACACUAAAGGGUUGUCGAAGAAGGCAACCGCGUCAAACAACUCGGGCAAAGAGACAAAAGGUAACGUUCCAGCUAAGACUGCCGCAGAAGAAAAUGCAGUCACCGAAAGGAAAAUUGGAACGAACUAAAUUUUUCUUCGAGUGAUAAUGACAUGAUUGUGAUAUUUAAAUGCCUCAAUGUGAUUCAUGUGCCUUCUAUUUAAAAGUGUUUCUGUAGGUUCAUACAUGAUGGGACUCUUCUGACUGAAUUAAAUCUUAAAUUGUUUAACUUUGUUCAAAUAUGACGUGGCUCAUUAAAAUGGCAAAAUAUACCUUGCAAAUUUUGACAUAUCACAUAUGUAUGCAGUCACCAUUUACUCACUGAAAAUUUACUUUCAUUUGUUUUUCUUAAUGUAGUUCGCAAUUUACUGCUAGUCUUGAAUAAGACAUAAUAAUUCCUUUGGUAAUUUUUUGUAAGUAUAGUUAUAGGUAUCAGUACUGCAAUAACGCUUCUCGUUAGUAUUUAACUAAUAAAUAAGCGUUUGUGACCGUGUACGAAGUUGUGUAACAUGAAAAAUAGGAUAAACACCAUUACCAUACCAUCUAAAUAAGAGCUAUAAAAUGAAUACACUCAUUCUUCAUCUCCGCUUCUAAUCACAUUUCCAUCACAGUAUACACACUUUCUGUUAUUCACGUAGUAAGUUAAAAUAGUCUUGGAAUAAAUUGUUUUUGUUAAUUAUUUUAAUAAAAGGAAAGGAAUAAUUAAACAAAAAAUUACUUUCAUUAAGUUUAUUCCAAAAUAACUUAAGGAAAUAAAGUGGUCUAAAUAUCUCAAUUUGACCAAAACCAUUAUUCUAUACAUGUUUUGUUCUAUUUACAUCAAGAAUAUUCAAGAAACUAUUGAAAAUAUGAGCUUCACCCCUCAAGAUAUGUUUAUUGAGUGUUUUACCCAGUUCAAAUAAGGUGAAUAAACAAUUUUUUUUUAAAAUCAGCCAGAUUAGCUUUUCAGUGGGUAAACGUAUUUUUAUAUUUAUAUAUUGUGUAAUCUCAGGUUUCAGAAAAAAAGUUAACACAAUAACGUUGUAAAAUAACUUUAAUUAGAUCUCUGUUCUCUACAAAUUAUUCGAAUGAAUAAUUCUGUAAAUUAUAGUUGGCAAUUUAACAAUUUCACAAUCCCAUAAUCCUGUGUCUAAUUUUGUGUUAUACUAUACAAUCUGUCAGCGCUUCCUUCUUGGCUGCAGCUAACACGUCCGGCACGAAACUCAGUCAGUGCGAAACAUUCAGUACUCAAGCUGACGUCUUGCCCUAGUCGAACACACUUGUAACUGACACGCCAACUAAAUGUCAGUCAUCAUGUAGCCAAGAAUGCGUUGGCCUUCUGGCCAAACACUCCGUGAGCUUUUUACUCUUUAUCUACGGGUAAAUCACUGUCGCACGAAUUUCAUGAAUUCAGUACUUGCUAGGACUGACCGAAAAUUUUUCUUUACUUUCAUAAACGCCAUUGAAUAACUUGUUAAGUAAGAAAAAAAUUGUUAUAUUAUGAAUUAACUUACUAUCAUGUGCAUAAACACGAAAUAUAAGAAGCAAAACAAUUAAGAAUACUACUACUCCCUUAGGAGACAAAAUUGGCCAAAGAGUCGCAAUACUGCCUGGGCGCUGGUCGUUUAUUUCAAAAGAAUGUAUAAAAUAAUGUUAAUCAUAUGUUACGUUAUGUAGUAUUUUUUAUGUUUUAUAUUUGUGCCACAAAUAACUUAAUGUUUACAGAUUAAUAUAUAUGAUAAUGUGCGUGUUUACAGUUAACUUUUAAUUGUUUCUUUCAUAACGCUAUUUGGGCAAAAAAAUAUGACAUGCACAAGAUUUGCAGAAUGCUUUUUCUUGGUUUUGAUUUAAAUAUAAAUAUUUUGCCAACAUAUCUUAGUGUAAAAUAGUAAUAAGUGUGUUUGUAGAUUGGCAGUAGCUGUAAUUGGAUGUUAUAGAAUUACCUAGGAUCCAGAGUAAAACAUUUUUGAAAAAAAUAUAUGUAUACAUUUAUGAGAUUUUAUAUAUAUUUUGCAAAACUAUUUGAAUUAUUUUAACGGGGAUUAUAACCUGUCAUAUGUUUUUUUUAACCUCUGUCUGUCAAAUACAAUAUUGCAGUGUGAUAAAGUGCAGCUAAUAAGACAUCCUUUGUACUUUCAUAUGAUACUAUUGUAUUGUGAAAAUAAUAAAAUAUUAUUAUUA
Molecule: messenger RNA, 6440 nt
Organism: Bacillus rossius redtenbacheri
Lineage: Eukaryota; Metazoa; Arthropoda; Insecta; Phasmatodea; Bacillidae
Exons: 3
Coding region: 24-4370 (1448 amino acids)
Biological process (GO): cell surface receptor signaling pathway; adenylate cyclase-activating G protein-coupled receptor signaling pathway
Cellular component (GO): plasma membrane
Molecular function (GO): G protein-coupled receptor activity
Source: RefSeq, a predicted model, not a curated record